Ceratotherium simum simum (southern white rhinoceros) is the source of this 1934-nucleotide messenger RNA. It is a transcript of the gene NUP62, whose product is annotated as nucleoporin 62. Gene Ontology annotation, biological process: protein import into nucleus; RNA export from nucleus. Gene Ontology annotation, molecular function: phospholipid binding; structural constituent of nuclear pore. The record is from RefSeq and is a predicted model, not a curated record. Gene Ontology annotation, cellular component: nuclear pore central transport channel; nuclear pore. Lineage: Eukaryota; Metazoa; Chordata; Mammalia; Perissodactyla; Rhinocerotidae.
CCAUGGCUGCAGAAAGGAGAGGCGGCGGCGGCCUCGGCUGAAGAAAGAAGGCGGGAGCGGAGAGCGCAAGCGCGGUUGCAGACGUCAACGGAUUUGCUUUGGAAGCCGGAGUAGCUGCUGCCACCAGAGUCUGGAGCCAUGAGUGGGUUUAAUUUUGGAGGCACUGGGGCCUCUACAGGCGGGUUCACAUUUGGCGCUGCAAAGACAGCAACAACCACACCUGCCACCGGCUUCUCUUUCUCCACGUCUGGCGGGUUUAAUUUCGGGACUCCCUCCCAGCCAGCUGCGAGUACCCCUUCUACCAGCCUCUUCUCACUCACUACCCAAGCUCCGGUGACACAGACCACAGGAUUCAGUUUUGGAACCACCACCCCUGCUGUAGGAGGAACUGGAUUCUCCUUAGGGAUCAACACUCCGAAGCUCAACUUGAGCAGCGCAGCUGCCACCCCGGCCACGGCGCACCCCAGCGGCUUUGGGCUCAGCAGCAGCACCCUGACCAACGCCAUCUCGAGUGCCGUCACCUCCAGCCAGGGCGCGGCGCCCACCGGCUUUGUGUUCAGCUCCACCACCACCUCUGCCGCUCCGUCCUCCACCCCCGGGGGCUUCACCUUCACGAGUGGAAGCACGUCCCAGACCGGGACCUCCGGGUUUAGUCUUGGCUCCAUGGGGAGUUUGGCCCAUCCCACAGCACUUGCCGGGCUGCCCUUCACUCCGGCCACUCAGGCAGCCACUGGAGCGGGGGCCACACAGCCAGCCGCUCCCGCACCCACCGUGACCACCACCAGUGCUGGGCCCACGCUCUUUGCCUCGCUGGCAACUGCUCCAACUUCGUCCGCCACCACCGGACUCUCCCUUGGUGCCCCAGCAACCACGGCGGGAACUCCCGGGGCUGGAAUGCUGGGCUUCAGCUUAAAGGCCCCUGGAGCAGCUUCUGCCACCUCCACAGCCACGGCCACCACCGCCACCACCACCACCAGCAGCUUCGCCUUGAAUCUAAAACCACUGGCGCCAGCCGGGCUCCCCAGCAACACGCCAGCCGCCGUGACCGCCCCGCCUGGCCCCAGUGCCACCGCUGCGGUGUCUGCCAGUCCUGUGAUGACCUACGCCCAGCUGGAGAGUCUGAUCAACAAGUGGAGCCUGGAGCUGGAGGACCAGGAGCGGCACUUCCUGCAGCAGGCCACGCAGGUCAACGCCUGGGACCGCACGCUGAUCGAGAACGGGGAGAAGAUCACCGCCCUCCACCGCGAGGUGGAGAAGGUGAAGCUGGACCAGAAGAGGCUGGACCAGGAGCUCGACUUCAUCCUGUCUCAGCAGAAGGAGCUGGAGGACCUGCUGAGCCCGCUGGAGGAGUCGGUCAAGGAGCAGAGCGGGACCGUCUACCUGCAGCACGCCGACGAGGAGCGCGAGAAAACCUACAAGCUGGCGGAGAACAUCGACGCGCAGCUGAAGCGCAUGGCCCAGGACCUCAAGGACAUCAUCGAGCACCUGAACACGUCCGGGGGCCCCGCCGACACCAGCGACCCGCUGCAGCAGAUCUGCAAGAUCCUCAACGCGCACAUGGACUCGCUGCAGUGGAUCGACCAGAACUCGGCCCUGCUGCAGAGGAAGGUGGAGGAGGUGACCCGGGUGUGCGAGGGGCGGCGCAAGGAGCAGGAGCGCAGCUUCCGGAUCACCUUCGACUGAGCCGGCGGCCGUCUGCGGGCCCGGGGGUCCCAGGGUGUCCCCCGGGGGAGGUGCAGUUAUUGUCUGGUUUUUGGUUGCAAUGAAAUACUUGUUUGUUUCUUUCGUUCAAACAAUUGUGCUGUUGAGAGAACCGUUCUGUGGUUUGACUUUUUGUAUUAGCAAAUAGAAAGUAUUCGAAGCGCUCGCGUCCAGGCAGCCGCCUAGUAGGUGUGGUUUCUAUGUGUAUCUUUUGUGUCUCCUGGACUCUUUUU